Molecule: messenger RNA, 1053 nt
Organism: Drosophila bipectinata
Lineage: Eukaryota; Metazoa; Arthropoda; Insecta; Diptera; Drosophilidae
Product: deoxyribose-phosphate aldolase-like
Biological process (GO): carbohydrate catabolic process; deoxyribonucleotide catabolic process
Cellular component (GO): cytoplasm
Molecular function (GO): deoxyribose-phosphate aldolase activity
Source: RefSeq, a predicted model, not a curated record
GCUCUGAUGCUUACCGAUCUGACCACACUGGCCGGAGAUGAUACCGCGGCAAAUGUCCGGAGACUUUGCCUGCGUGCCUGCUAUCCUUUCGAGCCGCAGUUCUUUGACAAAUUCUUUGACCGCGCCCUAAUCUCUGAGAUGCACACCGCAGCUGGCUGCGUUUAUCCGGCAAGAGUGAAGGACGCCUACCAAACCCUACAGCAAUACGACAAACUGGAUAAGGUUGCUAUUGCAGCAGUCGCCACAGGAUUCCCUACUGGUCAGUACGGCCUACAGACGCGCCUCCAGGAGAUAAGCCACGCCAUUCUGGCCGGAGCCACCGAGAUCGACAUUGUGAUCAACCGGCAACUAGCUUUGGUGGGAGACUGGGAAGGAGUCUACAACGAGGUGGUGCUCAUGCGUAGUGCCUGCGGCCAGCAGGCUCACCUCAAGACUAUCUUGGCAAUUGGUGAACUGGGCACAAUGGAGAAUGUCUAUAAAGCGGCCAUGGCUUGCAUGUUGGCUGGAGCAGAUUUCAUUAAGACCUCCACAGGCAAGGAGACCGUUAAUGCUACUCUCCCCGUCGGCCUGGUUAUGAUUUUUGCCAUACAGGAGUUCAAACGCCGCACUUGCCAGAUUGUUGGUCUCAAGCCAGCGGGAGGAGUGAGGACAGUUCGAGAUGCCAUUGCCUGGAUGACGCUUGUCAAUGAAACUCUUGGACCUCGCUGGUUGCAACCCGAACGAUUCCGCUUUGGGGCUUCCGGACUGCUGGACGAUAUCGAACGCGUGGUGCGCGAGGGAGUGGCCAGAAUGGAGGCCGAAGAGGCCCUCAAGAACCAGGUAGUUCCUGCCGAGGUUGCUGCUGCCGAAGGCUUCUGCAAGGAACUUAAGAAGAAGCAAAAGGAGGCAAAGUAACGAGCUCUUCUGUACCCACAACUCAUUGAAAUUGCAUAUAAUUGUAGCAUUUUUUUAAACCGACUUAACCUAGCAAAAAAUAAACUAAGUGUGACGUUUUUUGGUCAAAUCCUUGGUCUGCUCCUCGCCAUAAAUAAACUUGUGAGGUGUGGACCCGCA